ACCCACGUCCAUUGCACGCGAUGCGCACGUUAGAAUUCCCCCUUGAGAGGUUUAUCCCCAACUCCAUCCUCUCAACUCCUCUCUCACUCUCUCCAAUCUGAUCACCCAAGCGAUAAUGCUAUCAUCGACCCUCAUUCCAAAUUCGAAUUUGAAUUUCCCGCCAAAACCUCUCACCUUCCCGCGAAAACCCUCCAUCUUCCCGCCAGCGCUCAAGCUGCUAGGCAGCGGCCCCUCCCGUUCUCUGAUGGCGUCUUUCUCCGGCCUGAGGGUAGUAUCCGACAUGGGACCUUCUCAAACGGACGGUUAUCAUACUCUGAUGGAUUACAUGGGGAAGGCGGAGGCCGGCGUCGGGGACGAUCUCCUCAUUUUGAUCAAUCACUUGCAGUACGCGUGUAAGAGGAUCGCGGCCGUUGUCGCCUCGCCUUUCAAUUCCGAGAUUGGGAGAUGGAAGGGUGUUGGUGGGGCUGAUCUGGCAGCUGGAAGAGACAUUCCGAAGCCACUGGAUAUCGUUUCGAAUGACAUCAUCCUGUCCUCCCUCCGUAGUUCUGGCAAAGUUUCAGUCAUGGCUUCGGAAGAAGACCCUGUCCCAGUUUGGAUAGCUGACGAUGGUCCUUUUGUCGUGGUCACUGAUCCUCUAGACGGUUCUCGAAAUAUUGAUGCCUCUAUUCCAACCGGGACAAUAUUUGGCAUCUAUAACCGGCUUGUGGAAUUGGAUCAUCUACCCAUCGAAGAGAAGGCACUACUAAAUUCACUCCAAAGUGGGCAGAGGCUUGUUGCUGCUGGCUAUGUUCUUUACUCAUCUGCCACCAUAUUCUGCGUCAGCUUUGGUUCUGGAACGCAUGCAUUUACAUUGGACCAUUCAACUGGUGACUUUGUUCUGACACAUCCCCACAUAACGAUUCCACCUCGAGGACAAAUCUAUUCCGUAAAUGAUGCACGGUAUUUCGAUUGGCCUGAUGGUUUGAGGCGUUACAUUGAUACUGUUAGACAAGGUAAAGGGCAGCUCCCUAAGAAGUACUCUGCUCGAUAUAUCUGUUCGCUUGUUGCUGAUUUCCAUCGAACUCUUAUCUAUGGUGGGGUGGUAAUGAAUCCGAGAGACCAUCUGCGCAUAGUCUACGAGGCGAAUCCUCUCAGUUUUCUAGUGGAGCAAGCCGGGGGUAGGGGGUCUGAUGGUAAAAUUAGGAUUCUUUCGAUGCAACCGGUCGAGCUGCAUCAAAGGCUUCCUUUAUUCCUGGGGAGUUUGCAGGACAUGGAAGAGUUAGAAAGCUACGGCGAAAUUCAACAGAAGAUAAAUCCUGGAUAUGAAGUCUGACAUGGAAUAAAACUCCUUCCAUCUUUGAUUUCACACCCAACCUGAGUGUAUCAUUCUGGGAGUCAAAAAGUGUUUUCAAAGGGUUUGUUGUAUAUGAAAUUCGAUCAAUAAUGGUAACUCCCUCUCCUUUUUGUUGCAUUGUAAAAAGAAAUACAUUUGCUUGCUUUGCUGGUUGCAGGUGGUUUAGCAGAAAAUCAGAUAUACUUUGCAAUCCAUGUCGAGAUUUCUGGA
Messenger RNA from Magnolia sinica, 1543 nucleotides. Its product is annotated as fructose-1,6-bisphosphatase, chloroplastic. NCBI's taxonomy places the organism in Eukaryota, Viridiplantae, Streptophyta, Magnoliopsida, Magnoliales, Magnoliaceae. The coding region runs from base 116 to 1312 and encodes 398 amino acids. Gene Ontology annotation, molecular function: fructose 1,6-bisphosphate 1-phosphatase activity. Gene Ontology annotation, cellular component: cytosol; cytoplasm. The record is from RefSeq and is a predicted model, not a curated record. The transcript has 3 exons. Gene Ontology annotation, biological process: fructose metabolic process; fructose 6-phosphate metabolic process; gluconeogenesis.